AGUCACUUAGUGGCAUGAACUCGCGUACAAUAGUUGACAAUUGGACGGACAAUUCUCAGUGCUACAAAUAUCGGUAUAAUUGGUAAUGGCAAUGAAGGACGAAAGUCAGCUGACACUCCAAGCACCACCUCCCACCAAAGACCCCAUCUCACUAAAAACUCACUACGACUCACUGAACAUCUCUAACGGGGUGACAGGGAUACCGGGGAUACACAGCGAGGAGCACCGACCCAAGAGGAACCACAUCCACAACCAUGGUGUGGUGGAGAUAAGGGAGGAGGGGGAAGAAGGGGAGGUGGUGCAGGGAGGAGAGGUGGUGGAGAUGGAGCAGAGUGGCGAGGUUGGAGUUGAUGGUCUCAAGGUGGAUGGGCCUACCACUAGUGCUUGCAGGUCGGACAACAAGCUGGCUCCUGCUUCCUGCUGCAUGAAGUGUGACUCUGAACACAGUGACAUUUGGCACACCACUAAUCUAGGUAUAGUGCUGUGUUCCUCGUGUUCACAAGAGAGUUCCAAUUCCAAGAAUUACAAGAACAAGUUACAUUGUAAACGCAUGAACAAUCUGCACAACAAAAAGAUGGCACCAAAAGGAGCUAAGAAAAACAAGGAAGGCAAACUAAAGAAAUCGUCGUACAAGCUGCCUUACAAAGAAGCAACCUACAUAACUUCCAACCAAAUAUACUACAAGAGUAUCCGGUACAAGGUAGGUGACGUGUUCUCUAUACGAGGUAAGGACAGACUAUACUACGUGUGUAUCCGUAGCUUCAUGGAGGACCCACUGUGCAACCAAUACGCUGUAAUAAUCUGGCUGCUGCCCCUCUUCCCCGACCCUGUCUCCUACAAUCCCAACGACUUCCUGCUAGGUCCCGCUGAGGAUGUCCCCAGGCCCCUGGACUGUUUGUCGUUUGUGUCACACGAACCACCACAGGGUCACAUAACUCUGAACGAGUUGAGGUGUUAUGAUAACAUGCCUGAGUUGUGGGAAGGUAGGAGGGAGAAUAAGGGGAGGAGUGGGUUGGAACUACUCUUAGAAGCAAUGGAACCGGACAUUCAUCAGAUCAGAUAGGCCUGUGUGACAUCUGCUUCUUUACAGUGAACCCUGUACUUAGUUGAUCUGAUGUGAUGAGAUGUUACUGUGAAAGUAUUCUUAAGAAUUUAGCAAUCAUUCUACAUACUUGAACGUUGAAAACUGCGCCAUCAACCUCUGUUGAGUGAAGUGAUAUUGGUAACCACUAACCAAGUAACAGCCAUCACAAAUGAAGCCAUGACAAGGCUCUAGCUCUAUAAUGGAGGAGAAAUAGUGAUUAUGAAUAUGUCCAAUAGAACUCAGGUGACUGAUGUGUCAUUAAAUAACACACGAUAUAUUGUGAUUAAAGUGUUAACUUCAUUUUGAUAAUAUGUUAUUGUUCUUAUCUUAUAACUUUAAUACGAAGAUUUGUGUUUCAUAGUUUGUAUUAUAUCAUAGCAAAAUUUACUUUUAAGGUUACUUCAAAAAACAUUGAUACAUGAUACUUAUUGAAGUGUGCCUUUCACAUGGAUUAAGAUUUGGUAAUUCGAGUUUUGAAUAAAUUUAUGGUCAUAAUAUAAUUUAUAAUAUAGUGAAUUAUUGAGACUAAUUACACUGAUGUAUUACUAUUAAAUAUUCCCAUUUCACGAGA
Bolinopsis microptera is the source of this 1655-nucleotide messenger RNA. RefSeq names its product GATA zinc finger domain-containing protein 1-like. Bases 86 to 1063 code for a protein of 325 amino acids. The record is from RefSeq and is a predicted model, not a curated record. The transcript has 6 exons. Gene Ontology annotation, biological process: chromatin organization. NCBI's taxonomy places the organism in Eukaryota, Metazoa, Ctenophora, Tentaculata, Lobata, Bolinopsidae.